AUGGCGAUGCAAUUCACCGGCCUUCAGGUAUGCUGAAACUUGACGUACACAUGUUGCAUCUUCUAUUUUAAGGUGGUUUCCUGGAUACUGCUCCUGGUUGGCACGGGAAUGCUCAUCAUCUCCCUCGUCUCCGAUUAUUGGUCCAUUCAUCAACCUCGAAAUCAAAUGGGUGAUUGUCAAGAAUGAAAAUAUGGAUAUAGGAGCUGUGAGGAUGAGAAUCUCUUAAAUUUUCAGACAACCUUCAAAUGCACCGUGGAGUUCUUCGUCAGUGCAUCACAACUCGCCACUACGGAAGCUGCAAUUUCCGUUUGUCGAGCAUGUUCAAACAACUGCGGAACUUCAUGGAUGGAUACGAUAUGUACUCGGAGAGAUCCAUGUACAGACAUCUUCCAACUCAGAGUGAGAAAAAAAAAGAAUUUACGAGUAGAAAACACCAGAUCCACUUUUUUUCAGCGUAUGAAGUAUUCGUCGCUCUCUUCUUGGCCAUAUCCUGCAUGGUUGCCUCAACAGUUCUUCUCUUCGGUCCGUUCUGUUGCCAACGCUGCAAACCGUCGACAACUCUUCUGAUCUUCAUCACCGGCGUGUUCUCUGGAUCGGGAUGUCUUAUCUAUUGGAAUUCGAACCGCGAGGGGAAAACUUUCACCCUCCAGCAAUUGCAAUUCCAAGACGUGUACCAUUACGAUUACGUGAGUGAAAAAAGUUAUGCAUGCAUCCGGAUCUCAAAGAUAUAAUUGAAGGGAAGCGACAUAAAUACAUUGUCGUGGUCUUUCUGGAUGGCCGUUACCAGCACCGGCAUUCUUCUCUGCUCCGCUUUCCUGCUUUGUCAGUUUUUCUUCUCAUCACUCCGAAACUCCAAAAACCACUUUACAUUUCAGGCGUCUCCUCCCGCGUGGACCCGGAUGUCGAGUUUGAGAACCCGCCAGCGACCGAAGUGUAA
This is a messenger RNA of Caenorhabditis sp. 36 PRJEB53466, 937 nucleotides long. The record is from the annotation of a GenBank genome assembly. NCBI's taxonomy places the organism in Eukaryota, Metazoa, Nematoda, Chromadorea, Rhabditida, Rhabditidae.